AUGUUCCACAAACUCGUUUUGGCCUAUGACAUUGAAUGCUUCAGCCAUGCGUGCCAAGAAAAGUUGAGGAAAAAGCCACAUUCCCCAGACAUAUUCAACACUGUAUGCGUGUCAUUAAUAGGUCCCUCCCUGAUUGCUCUCCUUCGCCUUGAAGUCUCCACAAUAGCUGCAGUUGCAAAUAAUUUAAAAGAUCUUCCAAUGUUAACUGACACCAUGAUCCUUAGGAAGCUUCUGGUUCUUAAAGGGAAAACUGUUAGGGAUGAGGGAAGUUUAGGUUUCCUUGUGGAGAUUGAAAAACAGACAUCUUUAAGGCAUGCAGUUCAGCUGUUAUCACCUGCCAACAUUGUUGUGAAAAUGAAUGGCCAUGACAACGUGUGCAAGGUGAAUCUUGAAGAAGUUUCUUCACUAUAUUUGGAUGCCAAAUCAUUGGCCAGAGGAUUAGAGGCUGAUGGCUGUAGUUUGGAGUUCCAAGGCUGUAGGUGUUUUCACUACAACAAUGGGGCUGGUGUUGUGAGGACUGUGUCAACACCUGUGGUUAAGUGGAUCAAUUGCGCCUUUAUUUUUGGGCUAUGUGGACGUAGACACAUUCCAAAAACAGCUGUGAACAAGAGAGAUUGGAGAACUGCAAGUGUUGCACCUGCAAAAUGA
This is a messenger RNA of Sphenostylis stenocarpa, 648 nucleotides long. NCBI's taxonomy places the organism in Eukaryota, Viridiplantae, Streptophyta, Magnoliopsida, Fabales, Fabaceae. The record is from the annotation of a GenBank genome assembly.